Messenger RNA from Scheffersomyces amazonensis, 2879 nucleotides. It is a transcript of the gene RDH54, whose product is annotated as DNA-dependent ATPase. Lineage: Eukaryota; Fungi; Ascomycota; Pichiomycetes; Serinales; Debaryomycetaceae. The record is from RefSeq and is a predicted model, not a curated record. Gene Ontology annotation, molecular function: ATP-dependent chromatin remodeler activity; ATP binding; DNA translocase activity. Gene Ontology annotation, cellular component: nucleus. Gene Ontology annotation, biological process: double-strand break repair via homologous recombination; reciprocal meiotic recombination. The transcript has a single exon. The coding region runs from base 126 to 2852 and encodes 908 amino acids.
ACUAUAAACUAUACUAUGGUUAGAUUUUUGGUGCUCGCGUAGCGCGUUGUUUACCAGUAGAAAAGUGAUUGCAAAUAUCACCAAAACUGUCAAACUUAUUCUAGUGUACAAUUCAUGAACUCUGGAUGUUUAAUGCGCGACCAAAUGCUCCGUUUAGGGCUCCAAGACUAUUGAAUUCAAAUGAUCGCGACUUAUCAUCGCAGCAAACCCCGAGUUCGAGUUCGCAGUUACGUAAUUCCCAGAUAACGAACAAGAGAAGAAUUCUCUCAACGGCUAAUGGUUUGAAUCUGAUAAAGAAACCUAAGAGUGAUAUAGAGUUACCUCAAAAUGUGCAAGAACCCUCGUCCAAACUUCGAUAUACUGUUCAAUGGAGAAAAAGAACCAAUAAGAAGAAUAAAACAUGGGAUGGUGAUGGGUAUAUAGUUGUGCUAAAGGUCAAUCCUUCAAGCUAUACCAUAAGUUUUAAAAGUUUAGAGAACAAUAUGUCCAUGAAGAAAUCGUUCUCCAACAUUGAUGAUUUUGAUGCCUUUUUGACUUCGACUAUAUCAAUAGGGCAAAUUGAAUUUGAAAUCGAUUAUAAGAUAACUUCUGAUGCUGAAUUUAGAAGUUUUAUUGGUGAGGACAGUGGAACAUCUCCAGAGCCUUCCAGUAAGCCUGAACCAAUAAUUAAUUUAGUACAUCUGACUAAGUUUAAAUCUGUUAUACCAGCUCCUAGUACUAAGGUGUCGGAAGUUGAGGUUCUUCCAGAGCCUACGGAAGUUUCUACCAACUUCAUCGAACAAUCUGGUAUCUCGGAUUCAAUAAUCUUACCUAGACCUCCCAAUUCUGAAAGUAAAGAUAUUAUAGAUGUGAUUAUAGAUCCACAAUUAGCAUUAAAAUUAAGGCCUCAUCAAGUCGAAGCAGUCAAGUUUCUCUAUGAGUGUGUAAUGGGAUUUAAAGACUUUAAGGGAAAUGGUGGAUUACUAGCUGAUGAAAUGGGGUUAGGUAAAACUUUAACUACCAUAUCUUUAAUAUGGACCCUAUAUAAGCAGAAUCCUUUCAAAAAUCAGACCAAACCCAUUAUUAAAAAGGUGCUUGUUUGUUGUCCGGCUACGCUUAUAAAUAAUUGGAGAAAUGAGUUUAAGAAAUGGUUGGGAUUGAAUAAAAUAGGAAUUCUUGAUUUCAAUUCUUUAAAUGUCAAUACGGAAAAGGAGAAACAGAAUAUUAUAAGUUUUGGAAAAUACAAUAUUUACAAUGUAUUAAUCAUAAAUUACGAAAAGAUAUCAACCCAUAUCAAGGAACUAUCCACUGUUAAAUUUGACUUAUUAAUUUGUGAUGAAGGUCAUAAAUUAAAGAACAAUUCUGGUAAGGUAUUAAAGAAUUUGAAAAUCUUAGAUAUCCCGAAACGUGUUUUAUUAACUGGAACUCCAAUUCAAAAUAACUUGACUGAAUUUCAUACUGUAAUUGACUUUGUUAACCCAGGAAUUUUGGGAGAUUAUAAAACUUUCCAGAAGAAUUAUCUACUCCCAAUUCAGAAAGCUCGUGAGAUAAAUUGUUUGGAUCCAGCUGUUAAGAAGAAAGGUAGAGAAUUAUCUGAUCAAUUAAUUUUGUUAACAAAGAUGUUUACUCUUAGAAGAACUCAAUCAAUUCUUGAUAACUAUCUAACAAUUAAAACUGACAUUAUUUUAUUUGUUAAACCUACAAAGUUACAACAAAGCUUAUUCCAUCACAUUUUGCAUGCAAAAGGAUUUAAUCAAUUACUUUCAGAUUCUCAAGAAAAUUCCAAUACUUCCUUAGCAUUAAUAAAUACAUUUAGGAAGAUUUGUAAUUCACCCUUAUUAUUACGAAAUGAUGAAUUCUUUAAUAGAUUAAAGGCUGAAAAUAAUCAGUUAGCAGAAUUAAAGCUUGAUAGAUUAUCUGGUAAAAUUAAUAUACUUAUACCUUUGAUGCUUGAGAUAAUAAAAGCAGAUGAAAAGAUAGUAUUGAUUUCAAACUUUACUCAAACUCUUGACUUAUUAGAAAAUGAAAUCUUAAACCCAUUAAACAUAGUCUUUUUAAGAUUAGAUGGUUCAACACCUAAACAAACUAGAAAUAAACUUAUUAAUGAAUUCAAUAGAUCUUCUACCAUUCCUGUUUUCUUAUUAUCAUCUAAAUCAGGUGGAAUGGGUAUAAAUCUAGUAGGAGCAUCUAGACUUAUUCUAUUUGAUAAUGAUUGGAAUCCUGCAGUAGAUUUACAAUCAAUGGCUCGUAUUCAUAGAGAUGGACAAGAAAAGCCCUGCUUCAUCUAUAGAAUCUUAACUACAGGUUGUAUUGAUGAAAAGAUUUUCCAACGUCAAAUAAUGAAGAAUAACUUGAGUUCCAAAUUCUUAGACAAUGAUUCUAAAUCUGUCAAUGAUGUGUUUGAUGCUGAGGAUCUUCGGAACUUAUUUGAAAUCGAUACAGAAACUUCAUCCAACACUCAUGAUUUAAUCGAAUGUGAAUGCAUUGGAGAUGGAAGUUAUCAAUAUGAUUCUCAAGAAGCUGAUGAUGAAGAAGAAGGAUCAUUCAAUGAAGAAAAUGAAGUUCCUCAAAGUCAGUAUAUGUCAGCAUUAGAAUUACAUCAAAGAGUUGGUGAUAAUGUUAAUGUUGCGAAAAAACGAAUAAUAAGAAAUACUUUGAGCCAUUACAAACAUAUUGAUCCUAAACAGAAUAACUUACAAGUUAAUGAUAAGAUACUAAAACGUAUUAUCAAGAAGAAGAACGGUUAUUCACCCGAUGGGAAUGAAUUUCCCUUGGCUUAUAUCAUGUCAAAGACCACCGAGUCUUCAGAAGAUUUAGAUUUAGAUAAAGAUUUACAAUUAGACAAUCUGCCUCGCGCUACUAUUCAAGAAUAGACUCAAUUCUAUAGAUUAUUAAAAUGC